AUGCGAUGUGUCGAUCGCGUUUGGGCAUGUUGCCGUGUGUCGGGUCUCCCGUGUCUGGGCAUUUUCGCGCGAUGUGUCGGUCGCGUACCGUCGUUUGGUUGGUUGCAUGUUGCGUCGCAUUUGGGCGUGUUGCCGUCGCGUCUCUUGUGUCGCGUCUCUCGUGUCUGGGCAUUUUCCUUGUCUGGGCAUUUUCGCUCUAUGCGUCGGUCGCGUACAGUCGAUGUCAGUCGUUUGGUUGGUUGCAUGUCGCGUCGCGUCGCGUUUGGGCACGUUGCCGUCACGUCUCUUGCGUCGCUCUCUGGUGUCUGGGCAUUUUCGCGUCCAUACGCGGCAAGCACGUCGUGUGGAUGCCGCGUCAACGAGGCCGAGGGGAGUAUCGACGAGGGAGGCUGGGCGGGAAUGGGGGUCAGGACCAAAAAGAUUUCAAAAGCUGUUUGGCAACUGUUGCAAUGCUUUGGCUUAUUUGGACAUCACGUCAAUCACGGUGACGGCUGA
Molecule: messenger RNA, 495 nt
Organism: Laccaria bicolor S238N-H82
Lineage: Eukaryota; Fungi; Basidiomycota; Agaricomycetes; Agaricales; Hydnangiaceae
Exons: 1
Coding region: 1-495 (164 amino acids)
Source: RefSeq, a predicted model, not a curated record